GUUUUACAAAAGAGGAAACAGUAACAGGUGUGUUUUCCAAGGAUUGCAUCCUCCCUUGUCUUUUCCCACCUGGGGAUGAUGAAGUGAUUUACUGGAAGAAAGGGGAUAAAAUUGUGCACAGCUACUACUAUCAGAAGGAUCAGCUGGAAAGACAAGACCUGGAUUACAGGCACAGAACACACCUUUUUCACGAUAAGAUUCCUAGUGGAAAUGCCUCCUUGAAACUUAGUAACCUGGCCUUGACUGAUGAAGGAUUUUAUAGUUGUUAUGUUGGAACACAGCAAACUACAACAGAUGUGGAAGUCACGCUGCACAUAAGAGUUUCCUCAUAUUAUGCACUGGAAUACCGAAAGACAGCCACAGAAAGGAAGCUGAAGUGCUAUGCCUUUCACACUUAUCCAGCACCACGUAUAUCUUGGGUACAAGGGAAUACAUCCAUCCAAGAAACAGGUCAGGAGGAAACCAGGGAUGGAGUUCUCUAUUCUCUUAGAAGUGACCAGAACAUUAUAAACGCAGCUGAUGUUUACUACUGUCAGAUUCACCUCCCUUAUGAAGAGUGGGCUGCUGAAUGGAAGAUGCAAGAAGGAAGUAGCACUGCAAUUCCUUGUGAAUACAGCAAUAACAGCACAAACACUGAAGAUUUCAGUGUUGUUUGGACAUUAAACAGAAAUACAGUGAUUUCAGUCCUGGCCGCCUUCAACGGUACACCUCACACUUACCAGCCUCGAGUCAAAAUUAACCAAAGUGACUUUUCACUGAUCUUGCGUGAUCUUACUGCGAGUGACAGUGGAGAAUACCUGUGUAACGUUUCAACACCGCUCUACACAAAACUCACUGAAAUGUUUGAGACGAAAGUUGCAAAGAUUUUGCAAGAAGUUUCUGUGGUUCAGGCUGGAUACGCAGAAAAAGAGGAAGCGUACGGGCACCUUGACGGACGAGAAGAAAAAUCCCUCUCUGCACACGCAGGUGCCACUGAGAUUGCUGCUGAAAAGAACAGAGUUCCUUCACCUUCCCUACAGAGUUAA
This is a messenger RNA of Apaloderma vittatum (bar-tailed trogon), 1025 nucleotides long. RefSeq names its product HERV-H LTR-associating 2 (gene HHLA2). The record is from RefSeq and is a predicted model, not a curated record. The transcript is spliced from 5 exons. Gene Ontology annotation, biological process: cell surface receptor signaling pathway; positive regulation of T cell proliferation; T cell costimulation. The annotation marks the transcript as partial. Gene Ontology annotation, cellular component: external side of plasma membrane. Lineage: Eukaryota; Metazoa; Chordata; Aves; Trogoniformes; Trogonidae.